AUGACUAGAUGGGAUACAGCUUUUGUCAAAUUUGACUUUUCGUAGCAGGUUAGAAUAAUUUACACAGCAUGUUAGGAUAAUUAACGUAGCACGUUUGGAUAAUUAGGUUAAGAUUUGGAAAAAGGUCAGAGUUAGCUAAAAUGACAAAAUAAAUACACUUUUGACAAAAGCUGUAGCCUUUCUAGCCUUGACCACUUACUGGGUGAAAGGUGAUGAGAAGCGCUGCAUACCCCACGAGCGGAGCAACAACACAAACUACCGCAAGCGCCUUCCUCUGCAGUCUAGUCUAAAAAAUAGCCGCAACAUUAUUUUUAUUUUGAAUGGACGAGCGUAAACAACUAUUCACAUAUCGGAAUUUGCAGAAUAUCACAAAAUUCUACGGUGACAACAUGGCUAACCAGGUGUUUUGGUGCUGUAGGUAACAUGACCAACCAGGUGUCAGAGUUCCCCACUGAGCGGACGUUCCAGUACCAGCAUAGCCUGCCUCCUCUCCCUGUACCGUCUCUAGAGGGGAGCCUCGCCAAGUACCUGGAUGCAGUGCGGCCGUUUGCUACAGAGGAGGAGUACCAGGUGACUGUAGCCGUAGUGAAGAGGUUUGGAGAGGGCAUCGGCAAAGACCUGCACCAAAAACUACUGCAGAGAGCCAGGACACGCAGGAACUGGUUGGAGGACUGGUGGUUGGAUGCAGCCUAUCUGGAAUUACGUUACCCCUCCCAGUUGAAUGUGAACUUCGGAGGUCCUGCACCCUAUCUAGAGCACUGCUGGCCCCCUACAGAGGGAGUACAGCUACAGAGGACCAGCAUAAGCAUGUGGCACACUCUCCAGUACUGGGACCUGCUUCGCACGGAGAGGCUGGACCCUCAUAAAGCUGGUAAUGUGGUGUUGGAUAUGGACCAGUUCAGAAUGCUGUUCUGUACAUGUAAAGUUCCUGGAGUCACCAAGGAUACCAUCAUCAACUACUUUAAGACAGAGAGCGAGGGUCCAUGCCCCUCCCACGUGGUGGUGAUGUGUAAGGGGCGUUUCUUCUCAUUUAAUGCAGUGUGUGACGGACACAUUCUUACCCCUCCAGAGCUGCUCAGGCAGCUGACCCAUGUGAAGCAGUGUUGUGAAGGGGAGCCAGCGGGAGAUGGUGUCGCCGCUCUCACCUCAGAGGAGAGGACACGCUGGGCUAAGGCCAGGGAGUAUCUGAUAGGUAUAGAUCCAGCCAAUAAGACCAUCUUAGAGACCAUCCAGAGCAGUCUCUUUGUGGUCUCACUGGACGAUGCUAAACCCUACGCUACUUCAGAGAACUACACACUGGUGACCCGGGAAGCGCUGACAGGAGACCCCACCAUCCGCUGGGGAGACAAGUCCUACAACUCCCUCUCCUUCGCCGACGGAACCUUCGGAUCCAAUUGUGACCAUGCCCCCUAUGAUGCCAUGGUGCUGGUAACUCACUGUUACUAUGUGGAUCAGCAGCUCAAAGCUACAGACGGCAAGUGGAAGGGCUCUGAGACGGUGCGGCCUAUGCCUCUUCCUGAAGAGUUGGUCUUCACUGUGGAUGACAGAGUCAGGAGUGACGUUGCACAUGCCAAGCAACAGUACUUCGAGACUACUCAGGACUUGCAGGUGGUGUGUUAUGCGUUCACCUCGUUUGGGAAAGCAGCCAUCAAACAGAGGAAGCUCCACCCAGACACCUUCAUACAACUGGCCCUUCAACUGGCUUAUUACAGACAGCAUGGGAGGUUAGGUAGUUGCUAUGAGACAGCGAUGACCAGAAGGUUCUACCAUGGCAGGACUGAGACCAUGAGGCCCUGUACCCUGGAGGCACAGAACUGGUGCCAUACCAUGCUCCUCCCUGCAGCCAGCGCUGAGGCUAAGAGGAAAGCCCUGCUGCUGGCCUUCAACAAGCACAACAAACUGAUGGCUGAGGCACAGAACGGAAAAGGUUUUGACAGACAUCUCCUGGGCCUUUACCUGAUCGCCAAGGAGGAGGGACUUCCUAUGCCAGACCUUUUCACUGAUCCACUGUAUUCCAAGAGUGGCGGGGGCGGUAACUUUACCCUGUCCACCAGUCUGGUUGGCUACACCACAGUCCUGGGAGCGGUUGCUCCCAUGGUGCACCAUGGCUACGGGUUCUUCUACCGCAUCGGAGACGACAGGAUCGUGGCUUCCUGUACAGCGUGGAAGUCCAGUCGAGAGACAGAUGCAGAAACACUGUUCCAGAACCUGGUUACCUCCCUACAUGAGAUGUUACAUCUCGCUACCACAGCUCAGCUCUAACACACACACACACACACACACACACACACACACACACACACACACACACACACACACACACACACACACACACACACACACACACACACACACACACAGUUUGUAGAUGGUAGUCAAUAAUAGUUUAGUUUUGCACAGAUCAAUGCAAAGGCACAAUUAUUGUUUUCUACAUUUAAAAAAUAAAAAUGUGUUAUUUGUUUAAAUGCAGCUCAACAAAUUAGUUAAUUUUGCACUUAGUGAAUCAUUUUCUGUGAUUUUAUGUAGCAGCUAGAUCGGGGAUUCCCUGUUUUCAAAAUGUAUAGAUUGAAUUUCCUACCACGAUUCUGUUUAGAUUUCGUCUGUUUUUAUGUUGUGAGAAACAUUUAGUGUUAACCCAUGCCAUGCACUGUACACCGCUAAGCUAACAUACACAUCCUAACUCGCCGUCACCAUACACUUCCACUCUGCAGUGACCAGCUUAGCAUCGCGUCACCUGUCCCUGGUCAUUAGUGAUUCAUGAAUAGUAUUCUAUUUCUACAUUGAUUGGCUUUUCCAGAAGAGUGACUGAGGCAUAGAUGUUCUUGGUUGGUUGAAAUGACUCUUUUAGAACGUAACUGUCAUCGUAGCUGUGAAAUUGAGAAACAGAGAAACGGGUCAUGUUGUCUUUGACUACCGUCUCACCUCAGGCCUCAUGGGUAUUAUAUAAGGGCCCUACUCAAUCAAAAUUGUUUUCCAGUUUCCAUGGCAAGAAAAAUGAUUGUUUUUAUGUUUUGCACAUCAGUAGAGGAUUAUGCAUUUGGCUGGAUAUGAUCAAUGAAACAGUGUUUGGGUGAGACGGAAGGAAACCCAAGUAAAUUAUGAUGUGCCUUUUUGCUGUGUCCUUAUUUUAGUCUGUCCCCAGAGAUCUGCUUAGUGGUUUUGAUUGAAUAGCUCCCUAAUUGACCAGACUUUUUAGACUUUAAGCUGCUGAAUAGCUCUACCACUCCUAUGCCAGAUCCAUAGGCUGCCGCCCUAUGCAAUAUGCAAUUUUAUGUAGUAGAUGUCUGUAAUAUUGAACAUUACUGUCACAAUAUUGAUUUUUGAUGCUCUCCAACACGGCCAUUGUGUUACUACCUUUCAGACAGUCUUGAGAUUUUCAGCAUGUUUUUUUGUUGUAAAUGAUAGAAAAGUGAUAAAAGAUGAACGCUGCAUUUGAUUCAGUCAACAAAAUGAAAAGAAGCUGUUUUAAUGCCUAAAGUAGUGAAAAUGAUGUAACCCACUUUACAGUAGGAAAAUUAUAGUAUUGACUUGACUGACAAUGUAAACUUGGAAAAUGUUUUAUUGAAUAUGAAAGUUGUUUAGUGUGAUUGAACUGACAAAUCAAAGUGAUUGAAUCAUGUCAUGAGCCCAAAUAUUCAAAUAAAACAUCUUUAUUAAUGAUACCUGUUUACAAAAGGAAAAAAGUAAUGCAUACAUACAGUACAUACCCAAGCAGAGGUUAGUUAAUUCAGUGCAACGUAGAAACAGGAAGUGGUUUGUAUCAAUAUACUGUCAGUGCUUGAGCCCCAACCCUCAGGUGUGUGUGUGUAUAUCACUCAACAUAUUACCUACAGUUAAGGUAAACAAAACAUUCAGGAACUCUUUGGUCCUUUUAAAUACCUCAGGCACUUCCAGUAGCAUGAGCAUAGCACAGAGACCGUUUGGAAGGCCACAUCUCAUGAUCAUUUCAAAAAGAAUUCCUCUCAACAUUAAAGGUCCAAUGCAGCUGUUUUUAUCGCAAUAUCAAAUAAUUUCUGGGUAACAAUUAAGUACCUUACUGUGAUUGUUUUCAAUUAAAAUUGUAAUUUAAAAAAUAAAAAUGACUGGUUAGCGAAGAGCAAUUUCUCAAGCAAGAAUUUUGCUAGGACUGUCGGAGUGGGGAAAACUGAAAACUAGCUGUUAUUGUCAGAGAGUUUUUGAACUCUUUCUUAUUGGUCAAUAAACCAAUGUAUGCCUGGUGAUGUCACCAGGCAGGCCAAAAUUUCCGGGCGGGCUUUUCAAACAGCUCUUACACUAAAAGGGCAUUAUCAUAAUUUUCACAAUUUUAGAAUCACCUUUAUUAUCUCAUAGUGUGGAAAUAUAUAAGUUGGUAUACAGAUGACAUACAGUGGAUGUACAAUUUUUGUCACGCCCUGGUCGAAGUAUUUUGUGUUUUUCUUUAUGUAUUUGGUCAGGCCAGGGUGUGACAUGGGUUUUUGUAUGUGGUGUGUAGCUUAGUGGGAUUGUAGCUUAGUGGGGUGUUCUAGGAGAGUCUAUGGCUGUCUGAAGUGGUUCUCAAUCAGAGGCAGGUGUUUAUCGUUGUCUCUGAUUGGGAGCCAUAUUUAGGCAGCCAUAUUCUUUGGUUGUAUUGUGGGUGAUUGUCCUGAGUGUCUUGAUGUCCUUAGUCUGUGUUAGUUUGCACCAGUUAAGGCUGUUUUGGUUUCACUACGUUUAUUGUUUUGUAGAGUUUGUGUUUUGGAUUCGUGUUACCUUGUGUAAAUAAACAUGGAUCACAAUA
Molecule: messenger RNA, 4756 nt
Organism: Oncorhynchus keta (chum salmon)
Lineage: Eukaryota; Metazoa; Chordata; Actinopteri; Salmoniformes; Salmonidae
Product: peroxisomal carnitine O-octanoyltransferase-like
Exons: 16
Coding region: 424-2262 (612 amino acids)
Cellular component (GO): peroxisome
Molecular function (GO): carnitine O-octanoyltransferase activity
Source: RefSeq, a predicted model, not a curated record